Messenger RNA from Aspergillus chevalieri, 660 nucleotides. It is a transcript of the gene DTD1, whose product is annotated as D-aminoacyl-tRNA deacylase. Gene Ontology annotation, molecular function: D-tyrosyl-tRNA(Tyr) deacylase activity. Gene Ontology annotation, biological process: tRNA metabolic process. Lineage: Eukaryota; Fungi; Ascomycota; Eurotiomycetes; Eurotiales; Aspergillaceae. The transcript is spliced from 5 exons. The coding region runs from base 1 to 660 and encodes 219 amino acids. Gene Ontology annotation, cellular component: cytoplasm. The record is from RefSeq and is a predicted model, not a curated record.
AUGAAAGCGGUCAUCCAACGAGUCAAGUCCGCAUCCGUGACGGUCGAUAAUCAACUGGUAUCUUCCAUUGGGCGGGGUCUUUUGGUCCUGGCGGGAGUCGGGAAAGGCGAUGACGAGAAGGAGGCAGACAGUUUGAUCUCGAGGAUCAUCAGAUGUCGGUUAUGGCCGGACGAUAACGGGAAGCAGUGGAAGAAAAAUGUCCAGGACAUUGAAGGCGAAAUCCUCUGCGUCUCGCAAUUCACCCUCUAUGCGCAAUUAAACAAAGGCAAACAGCCCGAUUUCCACGAAGCCGCCGAUGUCGAAACCGCGCGCAGACUCUAUGACUACUUCUAUCAACGGCUACGCGAAGCAUACAAGCCGGAACGGGUCAAAAACGGUGUCUUCCAGGCGAUGAUGGAUGUCGAACUGAAGAACGAUGGACCGGUGGGUUUAGAUUACCGCAGUGAUGAAGAAGCGGUCACGAUCGAGGUUAAUACGAAACUCCCGAAGAAAGAAAAGACACCGGAAGGGGAUAAGCAGACCGGAAAGAAACCAGAGAAGCCAGAGAAGUCGGGAAAUGCAGAAAAUACAGGGAAAGCCGAGGGCGACAGCGAUAAGGGUGGACAGACCGAGGGCCAGAAGAGCUAUGAAUUCAAGCUCCCCGCGACGCUGCUGGAAUAA